This is a messenger RNA of Hevea brasiliensis (rubber tree), 351 nucleotides long. RefSeq lists its product as uncharacterized. Gene Ontology annotation, molecular function: rRNA primary transcript binding; snoRNA binding. The record is from RefSeq and is a predicted model, not a curated record. Bases 1 to 351 code for a protein of 116 amino acids. Lineage: Eukaryota; Viridiplantae; Streptophyta; Magnoliopsida; Malpighiales; Euphorbiaceae. Gene Ontology annotation, biological process: rRNA processing. The transcript is spliced from 5 exons. Gene Ontology annotation, cellular component: Mpp10 complex; small-subunit processome; nucleolus.
AUGGCCACAGAGUGGGUUCAGGCUGGAAUAGGUGGCUCCAAUUCAGUAUUUAGGAAACUGGAAUUGAACUACAAGGAAUUGAAGUUUGUAUUUCCCAGUGCAGAAAGAAUCAAUCGUGGUGGUCGGGUUAUUUCUGAAAUUAUUGAAAGUUGCUGCACACAUGAUUAUACAGAUAUCAUUUUGUUUCAAGAGCAUCAUGGUGUGCCUGAUGGUUUAAUUAUAAGCCAUUUGCCUUUUGGUCCAACUGCUUACUUUGGAUUGCUCAAUGUCGUUGGAUCAUUGUCUCAAUCCUUGAGGGAUACUUCCAUCUAUGAAGUUGAGAAGAAUGGAUCAGAGCGAAAUCCAAAUUGA